AUGGCUCACGGGCCCAGCAGCUCCCCAGACAACGUGGAGAAGCUGCUGGCUGCUGCAGACCAAUUUAACAUCAUGGGUGUUGUCAGGGGUUGCUGUGAGUUCCUCAAGUCGGAGCUGUGUUUGGAUAAUUGUAUCGGCAUCUGCAAGUUCACAGACUACUACUACUGCCCUGAGCUGAGGCAGAAGGCCUACAUGUUCAUACUGCACAAUUUUGAGGAGAUGGUGAAAGUCUCAGCAGAGUUUUUAGAGCUCUCAGUCACUGAACUUCAGGAUAUCAUUGAGAAAGAUGAGCUCAACGUCAAACAAGAAGAUGCUGUAUUUGAGGCCAUUUUAAAAUGGAUUUCUCAUGACCCCCAAAAUAGGAAGCAGCAUAUUUCAGUUUUGCUUCCCAAGGUUCGCCUGGCUCUAAUGCAUGCUGAAUACUUCAUGAACAAUGUUAAGAUGAAUGACUAUGUCAAAGACAGUGAGGAAUGCAAGCCAGUCAUCAUUAAUGCACUGAAGGCCAUGUAUGACCUAAACAUGAACGGACCUUCUAAUUCUGACUUCACCAACCCACUCACCAGGCCCCGCCUGCCCUACGCCAUCCUAUUUGCAAUUGGUGGCUGGAGUGGUGGGAGCCCCACCAAUGCCAUUGAGGCAUAUGAUGCUCGGGCAGACAGAUGGCUGAAUGUCACUUGUGAGGAAGAGUGUCCUCGUGCCUACCACGGGACAGCUUAUUUGAAAGGCUAUGUUUAUAUCAUUGGGGGGUUCGAUAGUGUAGACUAUUUCAACAGUGUCAAGCGUUUUAACCCAGUCAAGAAAACGUGGCACCAGGUGGCCCCAAUGCACUCCAGGCGUUGCUAUGUCAGCGUGACAGUCCUCAGUAAUUUUAUUUACGCCAUGGGAGGAUUUGAUGGCUACGUGCGUCUCAACACUGCUGAACGUUAUGAGCCAGAGACCAACCAGUGGACACUCAUUGCCCCCAUGCAUGAACAGAGAAGUGAUGCGAGUGCCACAACACUCCAUGGAAAGGUCUACAUAUGUGGCGGGUUUAACGGAAAUGAAUGCCUGUUUACAGCAGAAGUGUACAACGCUGAGAGUAAUCAGUGGACAGUCAUAGCACCCAUGAGAAGCAGGAGGAGUGGAAUAGGCGUAAUUGCUUAUGGAGAACACAUAUAUGCGUCAGACAGACUUAAAUGGCUCGUCAGUGCCAUCAAGGACCUCUAUUAUCACCAAAUCCAAUGA
Messenger RNA from Physeter macrocephalus (sperm whale), 1224 nucleotides. Its product is annotated as kelch-like protein 10. The coding region runs from base 1 to 1224 and encodes 407 amino acids. Lineage: Eukaryota; Metazoa; Chordata; Mammalia; Artiodactyla; Physeteridae. The transcript has 4 exons. The record is from RefSeq and is a predicted model, not a curated record. Gene Ontology annotation, molecular function: protein binding.